AUGGUGAACACCACUGAAACCCCGGGAUACGUUCCCGUCUCGGAGUGGCCGAACCUGGAGGCUCUGGCCGUCGGCUACGGCGAGCACCUGAUGGUGCAAUCCACGGUGCUGUCUGGGAAGCGCUUCGAGCUAGUACUUGGGGGGACCACCGGAGUCGCACAUCAUUUUGUUGACGACCACAUGUUGACUUGGGAGAUGGUGGGAGACGGGCGGAAAGGCGACGCAGAAUACAAGGCGUUCGAGGUCCGACCAAACAUCUUCUUCGUCGAUUUCUACAAACCGGGCUAUGACGAGCAAGUCAGCCUCGUCCUCAACUUCAGUACUGGUCAGGCUCUGGCCGGCAUCUCUGGCUUCCACAUCAAGGACGGCCAGAAGAGAACGUGGACCGAGCUCACGGAUGCCUCGAUUGGGAGCUACGACUCAGUCAUGCCUUUCCAACCCACGAAGGACCUCAUCGGCAAACACAUUCUCUAUCGCUACACCCCCCGAGAUGCAUACGAGCAUAUCUAUCUGAACCAAGGCACAUUCACCUGGCACUGUUUGACCGGGACCGAGAAGGGGCUUGCAGACACCGAGCCUUGCAAGAUGCUCAAAGUGGAUGAUCAGCUGUACCUCCUCUUCUGGAGUGAAAAGGUUCUGCCGGUGGAAUCUAUUGUGGUGGUUGAUCUCGGGCAGAUGCGCUCUACAGGUCGUUUCUUCUGUUGGGAUCCGAAGCCGGCAAAACGAGUUCAUAUGUUAUUCGGUUCAUACGCGACUGUCCUGGCGGAGACAAACGCUGCCGCUGUGCUUGGUUCUCGUCAAUCCGCUCUCUAA
Messenger RNA from Aspergillus terreus NIH2624, 813 nucleotides. Its product is annotated as molybdenum cofactor biosynthesis F family protein. The transcript has a single exon. Lineage: Eukaryota; Fungi; Ascomycota; Eurotiomycetes; Eurotiales; Aspergillaceae. The record is from RefSeq and is a predicted model, not a curated record. Bases 1 to 813 code for a protein of 270 amino acids.